AUGACGCACUUGGAAUGUGUGUCUUCGAUUCCGGAGAAGCUGAUGAAGCUGAUAGUCAUUCUGGACCCAGACGACCCCACUCGAGAGACACCGCCUGACGAACCAACUAGUGUUCAGCCAGGAUCCGAGUCUGCGCCUCUACCAACCCCGGUUAGAAUCAUGACGGCCGUGAUCCGGAGUCAUGCUCGCGGAGACCCCAGUCAGACCGAUCCGAUGGGACCAUUGGAGUAUCAAGCGGAAAGGUGGAGACGAAUCAAGGCGCACCAAGAUGAGGAUCACCGUCUGCUAAAUCUCAAAAAAUUCUUGCGAGGUGAAGUGGAUAGUUUCUCUCGCGCGCAGAUACGUCGCCUUUCGAAGGAAGCUGACCUGUUCGUGUUAGACAGUCGAGACGUGUUGUUUUGUCUGAUUCACUCCGCUCAGGGGAGACCCAGAGAUCAGACGGAUAUAUUACGAUUGGCAGUUCCGGAGACACUACGCCAAGACAUAUUGUACUACGCUCAUGAGGAUUUCCAAGGAGGUCAUCAGGGCAUAACACGUACGCAUGAGAAACUCCGGACAGACUUCUACUGGUAUGGAAUGUACGCGGAUGUGGAAACGUUCGUCAAAGAGUGCGUAGAUUGUGCUAGCGGAAAGGGACACCCCCUGACCAGGGGCCCUCCACCGGGAACAUUGAGCCGACUCGCCCAUUUGAGAUUGUCUCGAUGGAUUUUGUCACUCAUUUGCCGGAGAUAUGUUCUCCGGUUAUGUCAUGUGCAAGCCGAUGAGCUCGGCCACUGCACAAGAGUGGCUGAGGCGUAUGAAGAACGCGUCUUCCAGAGGUUUGGGGCGAGUUCCAUGAUCCGCCACGACCAGGAUUCAAGCUUUAUGGGCGAAGUGUUCAGGUGCUUCAGUGAAUUGCUGGGGAGCAAACAACGAGCCACCCUCGGCUACAGACCCCAAGCAAAUGGCCAACAAGAACGGUCAGUCCAGACGGUGAUUCGAAGUGUGCGUGCAUAUGUGACUGAGGCAGAUCAGUCCGACUGGGACGAUCACGCCGAACGCCUGAUGUUCGCGUUGAAUACCUCUUUUGACGCAACCCGUCUGGACGCACCGUUUUACCUGGUAUUGGUACACGGUUGGGACGCCCAAGCGACAGUGUUAGCAAUACUAGGACCGAAGCCAUCUGGUGUUGGCGAGCGAACAGCGUAUGAGUGGCGGAGGAAACUGCAGCGCGAUUACAGCUAUGUGCAAGCCUGUGCAGAAAACCUGCAGCGGAAAGCCAAGCGGGAUCGUGCGAUCACACAAACCCGGAAGUGGAGAGCCCUGUCGGAUCGGAUCAAGGCGGGAUUUUUGGUGGGAGACGCGGUAUGGCUAUACAUCCCGAAAGUCCAGCCAGGGUUGAGCCGCAAGCUCGCUCACCUUUGGCAUGGACCUUUCCGGAUCGCUGAGGUGACGGACGAUUUUCGUCCUCGAGCGUUGUUUCCCAAACGACCGACAGUCCGGACGGAAAUCCAUGAUGAAGAUUUGGCCGCAGCUCUGCUGCCAGAGGACGGUUGGGAAGUGGAUAACACCAACAACGAGUAUGAAGUCGAAGAGAUUCUGGACCUACGCUGGUCCAAGUGGACCCGCACUUCCAAGCGUAUCCGCGAAUAUCUCGUCAAGUGGAGAGGCUAA
This is a messenger RNA of Phytophthora megakarya, 1653 nucleotides long. The record is from the annotation of a GenBank genome assembly. NCBI's taxonomy places the organism in Eukaryota, Oomycota, Peronosporomycetes, Peronosporales, Peronosporaceae.